GUAACUAAACUGGUCUUUCAGUGACAAACCAACGGUUCCUCAGACAAUUGAAGUAUCUCCAAGAUAAUGGUAUCCGCAUCGACAAUGAUGAUGGAUCUCAUACUGUUUUUAGAGAUAUGUCUAUGCAUUUUUGGAGUCGCAGCUACAGAAGAAAAAUCAAUCGAUCAAAUAAUUGCAGACGCUUCCGAAUCAAGCAGAGAGAUGAAUUUUUUGUACGACUCAAGCAACGGAAUGGUGAAAACCGAAAUGGAUAUGAUAUUUCCUAUUGAUGUUUGGCGAGAGCUCAUGCAAAAAAAUAACACUCGAAGUAAACGGAAGGCCAUCCGUCCUUUAAUGUUUCGCUGGAAAACCAAUGAAAUUCCUUACACCUAUGGAGAUUACUUUACUACAAAAGAGAAAGUUGAAGUUCAGAACUCUAUGGACGACUGGAAUGCACUAACGUGUAUUCGUUUCCGGGAAGCUAAUGAUCGAGAUAAAAACAAGAUUAUCUUCAAAAACGGUCAAGGAAUCAGCUAUUACAUGUAUUUUAUUUUUGAGGAGCUGAAGCUCACGCUUGAAUCAGCACCAGAAGCCGAAAUAAUUUCUAAACGGAUUACAAAAAGCAUUAUAUUGCAUGAACUUGGUCAUGCUAUCGGCCUUUUCCAUGAGCAGUCCCGAAGCGAUCGUGAUACCUAUGUUUCCAUCAUAAAAAGAAACGUCAUCAACGGACUUUUCUACAAUUUUGAGAAACGAACGAACAGAGAUAUGAACUUGUAUGAUACUACGUACGACUAUAGAAGUAUAAUGCAUUAUGGCUCCUACCUAUUCUCUGUGAAUGGAGAAAUGACCAUUGUUACGAAAGAUAAACGUUACCAGAAGAUUAUUGGAAAAGCUAAAAUUCUCAGUUUUAAUGACGUUAAAAUUGUCAACGCAAUGUAUAACUGUUCAGGAAAUUGUCCGAAAAAGUCUUGUCCCAGAAAUGGUUUUGUGGCGAAGGACUGUGAAUGUUACUGCCCAGACUUAAAGAAGUCUAUAAGAAAAUGUCCAGUUUCGUUACGAUUGAUUAUUACAGAUACAAGUGGUGAUGGAGGUGUAACUGAACCUACAGAAGAAAAGAUUUGUAGAGACAACCAUAGGUCAUGUGCGGUAUGGGCUCAGAUGAACGAGUGUAAACUGAAUCCUGUAUACAUGUUAACUAACUGUAAAAAAUCCUGUGAUAAAUGCAAAGGUGGAAAAGAUGAAACGGUUGAAGGUAAAGUAAAAUAA
This is a messenger RNA of Octopus sinensis (East Asian common octopus), 1245 nucleotides long. Its product is annotated as zinc metalloproteinase nas-4-like. Lineage: Eukaryota; Metazoa; Mollusca; Cephalopoda; Octopoda; Octopodidae. Bases 67 to 1245 code for a protein of 392 amino acids. The transcript is spliced from 11 exons. The record is from RefSeq and is a predicted model, not a curated record. Gene Ontology annotation, molecular function: zinc ion binding; metalloendopeptidase activity. Gene Ontology annotation, biological process: proteolysis.